AAUAUUUAUGUAAUCCUACAAUAUAACGUAGAAGUUACGCGUUGAGGUAUAAUCUAAGACGUAUUUUAAAAGGAAUGAUUGGGAAAGGGAGGGGAUACGGAGAGGGAUGUGAAGGGGAGAAAUGUGGGAGGGGGUGUGCGCGUAAGUGUGUAUGCAAUUUUGAGGCGGUCUCUCUGUAAAAGAAAAAAAUAAGAACAACGAGCUUGUGUAUACAAAAAAUAUGGAAACAAAAACAUGGGAAAAUAAACUGGGAGACGGGAUUUAGUCACUGAAAAACGGAGGGGCAAACAGUUGCGCGGGAUAGUGUAAGUGUCAGCGAUGCGUUUAGUUUUAAGUGCGUCUACCUAAGGGACGGUGUGUGAAGGAGGGACAGGGAGAGAGAGCUGGGAGAGGGCAGGCUGGGGGGUUUGUGGACCUCUCUGCGCUGACUGACACCUCGCGUCUGCACCCUUUAUUAUUAUUUUUGGAGGUGAGAAGAAAACAAAGGGGGUGAAAAAAUAAGUGGUGGGAAGAGGCCUCUGAAUGAUGUGCAUGUAACCCCCCCCCCCUCCUCCGGACUCCGCCACUGGUCUGGGUGGUCCCAACGGAAGAGGGAAAAGCGGCAUAGCAGUCUACCCGAGCCCGGGGAUUCCUGGUACAAAGGUGGGAAAAACAACAACAACAACAGCAGCAACAGCAACAGCACCGCCACGUCUCACUUCCUCCCGCGGGUCUCUGAUGGGAGCCGGGCUGAAGGUAUUUACUGUCAGUUGCAAGUCUGGCAAUUAAAUGUGUGAAGAUCAGCCUUUGCACAAAAACGAGGAAACCAGAAGGUGUUCAGCUGGCAUGUGGGGAAGGACGCCACAAUGGGAAAGAAGGAUCAGGACACCAGGAAUUACAGCAUGAGGGAUGAAACGUGCACUAAGAGGAUCAUGAAUAAAACAUGAAGGGGAUUUUUUUUUAAGUAAAAAAUAUGGAAAAGAAGCAGCAACUCGGAAAAGUGAAAAUGGAUUGAUGGGGGACCAAAGAGUGACUGUUUUAUUUUUUUAUUUUUUAUUUUAAUUUUUUCACAAUGGAAGAGUCCGCUAAAGCAAAUUGAAAUGGCACGAAGAACUGCAGUAGAUUCUUCUUUAAGCAACAGCUGAGAAUGUCAAAUUUUGCUGUGUUGUGUCACUAGAACAAAGCAAAGCAUUUUAUCAGGCUGAAAAAUCUAUCGUGCUGUAUAUCGUACAGUACUGCUGCUAAGUCAUUACAAAACUGUUCUUUAGAUUUAGAAUUUAAAAAAUAACUGUGACAUCUGAUUGUCUAGUUUAAACAUUUUCAGUGCAGUGAAUUUGCAGUGACUAAAUGAUUAAUGUUGGUUUUCCGUAAAAAUCACAAUCAUCACAUUAUUGCAAAAUUUUGUUUGCAUCUAAGUGUUAUUAUAGUCAUUGCUAAGGGUAGUAAGACCUUAAUUUUACUCCUGUUUUCUUCAGUCUACCUUUGUUACAACAAUGAUUUAAUUUUUUUCUCAUUAGUGCCAAACUGCUACAUUUGCUUUAUCAAAAUUACAGCACCUGCAUUUCAUAUUAGUUUGCGAUUGUAACUUAAAUUUGUGUAGCCACAAAUGCAACUUCUACUUUUGUUUAACUUUGCAAAUACAAAGUUAACAUACUAUUUUUUUAUUACUACACCAAUUUAAAAAAAAAAAAAAAACUGCAGCAAUGCAGCUUGCUUGGCUAGGUCUCCAGUGAUCAAUGUGCUACAGCUAAAACUAAUUCUUACAAGUAUUGCUGCUAUGACUGCCAAAAUUGCACCGGCUUCAACUGCAUUUACGACAAAGUCGGACUUCUUCUGCUUGUGACUGAAAUUUUGCCUGUGAUUACAAUUGAGCAUUUUUGUACUGUUACGGCUACGGAAACGGCUGCAGUGUUCUCAGAGUACUCUCACCACAGUGUUGUGUCUUACAGUUUUUAAAUUUUGGCAACGGACACGAGAAACAGUAGAGUUGCUUAUAAUUUAUUCAACAAAGGGGGUUUGGAAAUGCAAAGUUUCCGUGAGAGUUCUGCUCCCCCUACUCCACAUCUGGGGUUCACCAGUGCGAUUGAUGGAGGCAGGGGGGCCUCUUCCUACCUAGCCCAGCCAUUAGGUCCUCAGAACUCCCCAAGAAUGCCAGAGGAGUAUGUGGGGGUCCAACAGCAGCAACACAAUCCUCACUCUAUGAUGUCCCUCCAGAGCAGCCAAGCAGCCCUUAUGCAGGGUUAUGGUUCUCGAGGCAGAGGAGGUGGCAGUGGAGAAGCCUUGCCAUGUGAUGCAAAACAUGGUGGUGGAAACGGCACCAACAGCCCUUAUCGGAAAGACAUGAUGGAUUAUUAUUAUUCAUCGACAAGUAAGGAAGGACACCGAAGAGGGGGCCAAGGAUUAGGUUAUGGGACAGGUUUGGGUUUUUCAAAUAUGGAUGGACAAGUGCCUCACCAGUACCGACCUGUGAGAACCUCAGGUUCUGCUUCUGGGAUGUCUCGCUAUCAGAUGGACUAUGGAGCAAUCGCUGGAUCUGGUGGUAGUAGCAACAACAGUAAUGGUAGUAGUGGUGCUGGAGCCUUUUCUCCCUCCCACCAAUAUAGUCUGGGUCAGAACCCCCCUGUCCAGACUGCAGCAGGACCUCAGAUACCCUUGCGUCAUCAAGCCCCAAAUUAUCCUUCUCAUCAGACUUUACAUCAUGGGCAACUUCAAAGGGGUUAUGCUCUCCCAGGACACCGAUUCCCACCUCCUUUCUCACACUACCCCGCAAAUGCACCCACAGGUCCGGCCGGAGUCUAUAACUCUCUGCCACAAAGAUACCAGAGUGGAAGAAGUGGUGGCAGUUUUGAGAGUAAAAGUAACAAUUCUUCUAGUGCUACUUCAAGUCACAACCUUGGUUUAGCUAAUCACAAUAAUACAGGACUGUUUGACAGUGUAGGGCAGAGUUACCCAAUUUCUGAUUAUUUAUAUAACUCUCAGUCAUCUCAUUCUCAUCCAGCUCACCCAGUUCAUCCUCAUCGACACCCUCAGCAAAGUUUAGGCCCAGGUUAUGACACUCUCAAAACACACCCAUCUAAUUUGUUAAACCAGCCGGGGCUUCCGUACCCUAAACACCCUUCAUCUUCAAAGUCUUCCUCUAUGAAUCUGUCUGUGCCUCAGUUCCCAUCACAUGACGUUUCCAAAUCUCCAAUGCAUUCCCAAACUCAGCAGGCUCAAAUCCAUCAAAACUUUAGCCCAAUCUCCAAUCCAUCUCCAGUUGCUUCUGUUGUGCAGUCACCCAGCUGUAGUUCAUCACCUUCACCAUUGAUGGGUGUCUUAGAAGGAGCAGGCAGCUCUGUUGUACCUCCUACACACUCCCAGUCACAUCCCCCUAUACAAAAAUCUCGAAACAGCCACAAUCGUCUGUUGCAGAUGAUGUCUCAGCUGAGCCCUACACCCAGCUCUAACAGCAACAGCAGUAGUUGUGGCAGCAGUGGUAACAUUAGUACUGCUGGUCUGAAUGCAAAUACAGGUAGCAGUCAUUCUCAAACACGCCUCAGAGUAGGAACCAAAGGAGGGGGAAGUGAUGAACAUUCAUCUUCUUCCUUCUACUCCUCUUCCUCACAUGAUAAGCUAACCUUAGACCCUGGGACCAACAGUUUAAUUGCUCUGUCUUCACAGGUGGCUAAAUUACCGGAUACUGUGCAACACGUGAUGCUUUCUGGUUCUGUGCUAUCAGACAAGAGAAACAAAGAUACUGGGCAUCAAAUUCAAAAACCAAUGCAUGCUAUGCUUGCAGAUCAGCAAAGAAACAGUGAUGUUAGUGCUCCUUGUGGUGCACCGAUAAGGACAGAGCCCAGUAAAAGACCAAAUAGUGGGGGUACCAAUUCUGAAUGUGGAAUAGAUGAGGACUCUCAGCCGCUGGAGAGCCCAAGAGAUGAUGGUGGUGAUGGGGAGGAGCUUUCAGAAACCCCAACUGAGAAGAUGACAACUUUGAGUGAAACUAAGUCAACUGGUAGCUGUCCCCCACCACAGAAUCAAAAGAACCAAGCAGAAGUCAAGUCCCAAAAUGAAGGUAGUCAGGUUUCACCUCUUCCUGAUUCUUCUGCUCCUUCAUCUUCCUCAUUUUCCUCUCACCUUAGUCCAUCUGUACAGCACAGUGCGUUCCUUUCUCCAACGCACCCUCCUUCAACUUCUCUUUCAGUUUCUUCAACUCACUCUCCGACCAUCAUUUCAUCAGCCAAGUCCAGUGUUUCUUGCGUUCAACCUAAAGUGAUGGAUUGUGAACAGUUGAGCAAUAAAAAUGAGCAAGGAGUAAACAAGGGCAGUAAAAUAGCUGAGGGAAAACAUAAUAGUGAUAUUUGUCAAGGAAGAGAAAAAUAUGGCAAAGAGAAAAGGAAAACCAAACAAAAUGAAGAAGAAAGUCACACUGAGGAAUGCACCAAAGAAAAGGAGGGUGAAAUAGAAAAACUGAAAGAUUUUGAACGUUCUAAUGAACCAGGUGUUAAACAGAAUUCUACAGAAACACAUACUGCAGGAGGUGUAGGGGUGAUUGUCUCAACUCGGUCAGAGAUUACGCAGCAGGAAGAACAGUCAAAUGCUGUCAUGUCCGAACCAACUUAUACGCCAGAUUGUCCUAACAACCCAGGAAGUUAUAGCUCUUACUCUAAACAACAGACUCCUUCUCAGUUUUCCUUCACAAAUUCUAGUAACCACAAUGGAGAAAGUAGGGGUAAUCUGACUACUAACCCUUCCCCUCACGGAGCAAAAGUUUCCCCUAAAUCCUCUGUUGAGCACUGGUUAGCUUCUCAUGCCCAUUCUGACACUCAAAAGGCACUGCUUGGUUAUUCUAAAUCACCACAAAAUAGUGGGAUGAAGAACAGUGGGCGACCUUUGUUGAGUGAAGUAGGAAUGGGACCGAAUUUUCAAUUUCAAGAUUACUGCCAACCACAGCGUCAAUACAGCCCUGAAGUAAGAAAGACAUUGGAUAUUGAUGGCCAUGGAAGGAAAGACAUAGGAUCAGUGACUGAAAGGGGAAGAGAUAGCAAUGCUCAAUUGCAGCAACCAUUUCCAAGUCUCUUGCAAGAAGUUCUCCAAGGUUACCACACAGACAAAAAUUAUGGACGUAGUGAAAGAAUUGCUCAGCAAUUCCAAGCAUCUAUUACUCAUAACUACUCCCAUUACAGACAUUCUCAAACUACGAUGGAACAUACAAGGCCUCAUGUCAUGACCAGUCAAGCUAGGAUGGCUAUGAACCAUCUUAUCCAGACUCAAACAUCAGCCUAUGAAAAACUGUACCCUCUUAAGGAGAGACAUGAAAGUGAGGUUUGCAUAGGGCAGGACCCCCCUGUCUGUUCAUGGGGUACUGUAGGAGUUGGAACAAAAAGAGCACAAUGGAAUCAUUUAGAUAAGUGCAAAGUGGAAUCUCCAAGUCACUCUACCUCAACCAUGCCACUGUCUGCUGACCUUUCAAUACUGCCUCAUUCCAGACACAUCAAUUUGGCCGACUACUCCCUACCUUCCAGGAAACUUUCUUCAAACCAUUCAAGCCCCUCUUCUGCAGUACAGCAGCUGCUACUGCAGGAGACUGACCAAAUACGCCACAGUGGAAUAACAGUGGGACAGCCUCAGAACACGUCACUGUCUGAGCGCCGUUCAGUUAUCUGUGACAUUUCACCAUCUUGUCUUGCUACUCCUGAUAGAGAACUUGAUGGAGUGAAAGGAGAGAGAAGUAAUUGUGAGUCACAAAGUGAGUGCAAAGGAACUUCUGUCAUUCAGCAAUCAGUCACGUUCUCUGCAACAGUAGAUAAAGGGAGCACUAGUAACGGGCAGGGCGUAAAAAGGGAAAUGGAGCUAGAGGAAAAACAGCAGGAUAUUAAAAAAGCCCAUCAUCUUGAAACAUCAGUUAAAAAUGAUUCUCCCGCUAAUGAAAAUGUCUCUGAACAUGACAAUGCAUCCCAUCAACCACAGGACAAAAAGCCAUUUAAGGAUGGAAGAGUUAAUUCAGAAAAAUUAACCCCUUAUCAGCCCCACCAUCCUCCACAUUCACACUCGAACACUCAUUCAUCACCAGCCUCAUCAAGGUUCCAGUCCUACUUUGAAGGAUCAGAGGAAUCCAACCAUUCUGCUGUGACUGGUGGAUUUGGGUUUAAAGACAGAAGAAAGGAGACUAACAAAACUCUUCAACAUCCACACCACCUUUCCCCGCAUCAUAAUUUUCCUUCUCUUUCUCAAGCACAAAACCCACAGUCUGCUGACAAGUUACAGAUGUAUCUUCAGUCCAAUUCCAGUUCUCUCCGAUCUUCUCGUAGUUCAGAUGGCUGGGCGGCUCCAAACAAUAUUCAGAAUUCUUCUAAAGACGCGACGUUUCCAGGUUCUGGCCAACAACAAAGCCAUCUAGCUACCGAUCAGCGGCAACUACCAAAGACAUCUCCCCAUGGAAGCUUUUGCGAGAAAAUGCAGGACCAAACAUCUGAAAAAGAGAAAGAAGGAAAAAGGGAAGAAGAAAAUAUUCAAAGACAACAGCAACCUCCUCCGUCAGUUCUACCUCUGGCCCCACCAACAGAGACAAAACAAUUAGAGUCAAAUCCCUCCAGAGUAGAAUCACAAAAUAUUUUAAAAUCACUUCAUGGAGCGUCUGAUAAAGGAGGCAGUAGUAGUAAAGGCAUUAAUAUAACGACUCAUGGUAAAGCCAGAACAGGGAGCUCUGGAGAUACAAAUCCAUUAAUGAUGAGAAGAAGGGUUCGUUCUUUUAUCUCCCCAAUUCCUGCAAAACGACAGCACCAGGAUGUGUCUCAGCAGCAGCCAGGGACCCCUAGUCAACACUCCAAUAUUGUACUCAGUUCUGCAACCAGACAUGUUUCUUCUGGUCUCUCUAGUCCAAAUGCAGCUCUCUAUAAUCUGACCAAUCAGAAAACACAUUCCACCACACCUCCUCAAAGUGAUUCUCCAAAAUCUCCAUCUUCUUUUGUUAAAACAAAAAUUCUUCCACCCAGGAAAAGCAGGGGUCUGAAACUGGAGGCAAUAGUGCAGAAAAUUACCCCCACUCUUAAAAAAACAGCUAAUACUCAUAGUAAUAUCAGUAUGGAUUCAGUAUCAAAUCAUUUGUCUCUGACAGAAAUACCUUCUUAUGGCCCUGAUACCCAUGACCAUGACUCUACAGAUGGAGUUUUUAUAAGAGCUGGAGCUGAGUCUGAGAAUUGCCUGACAUACCUGAGCGAGGGUCUCUCUUUAGACGACAUCAUAUCGUAC
This is a messenger RNA of Paramormyrops kingsleyae, 7209 nucleotides long. The record is from RefSeq and is a predicted model, not a curated record. Lineage: Eukaryota; Metazoa; Chordata; Actinopteri; Osteoglossiformes; Mormyridae.